Messenger RNA from Chenopodium quinoa (quinoa), 1086 nucleotides. RefSeq lists its product as uncharacterized. The transcript is spliced from 2 exons. Lineage: Eukaryota; Viridiplantae; Streptophyta; Magnoliopsida; Caryophyllales; Amaranthaceae. The record is from RefSeq and is a predicted model, not a curated record. Bases 1 to 1086 code for a protein of 361 amino acids.
AUGUCUUUGUUAGGAAAUGAGACAUAUAACAAUGGGGGAGAAUUUGAGGUUGGUCAGCAGUUUGACUCAUUGCAACAACUGAAAGAUGCUGUGAAAUCUUACUCCAUAGCUAGAAAUCAAACAAUUCGAGUUGUGGAGGCAGAGCCAGAGAAAUAUGUUGUUGAGUGCAAGAGGAAAGAACAAUGUAGUUGUUCGUGGAGGCUUAGAGGAGUGAAAGAUCCAACACUCUCUACGUUUAAAAUUGUGAGGUACAACGGCCCUCAUGCAAGUAACUGUGUUGGUGACAUCGACUCGGGAGAUCAUAAGCUACUGACUUCCGAGUUCGUUUGCAAUGCUCUUCUAGAUGUCAUUCGCGUUGAUCCUUCAUUGAAAAUCAAGACAAUGGUGCAACUUGUGAAAGAGAAAUUUGAUGGAUUCCAAAUAACCUACAAGAGAGCAUGGCUAGCGAAACAAAAGGCAAUAAAACUCAUUUAUGGGGAUUGGGAGGGUUCAUAUGAACAGUUGCCUAAGUACAUGCAAGCUCUCAAGGAAUCAAAUCCUGGAACUGUUGUUGAGUGGAGGUUGUUAGAGUGUACGGUUCCUGGAACACAUGUUUUUCAACGAGUCUUUUGGGCAUUCAAGCCAUGUAUUGAUGGAUUCCGUCACUGCAGACCCCUUAUCACCAUUGAUGGCACUCAUUUAUAUGGAAAAUACAAAGGCACUCUACUCAUUGCUAUGGGAACGAAUGCCAAUUUUCAACUAUUCCCCCUUGCUUUUGCGGUUGUCGAAGGAGAGAACAAUGAUAUUUGGUCUUGGUUCAUGGCUUGUAUUCGUGCUCGAGUUACAGAUAGGAAAGGGCUAUGUGUGAUAUCUGAUAGACAUGCUGGUAUUUUAGCAGCAAUGGAAGAAGUUGGAAGUGGUUGGGAGGAGCCCAAUGCCUACCACAAGUACUGUACACGACACUUGGCUUCUAAUGUGAACUCAAAAUUUAAAAGUGUCGUCAUAAAGAACCUCUUUGGCAAAGCAGCUACUGCAAGGCAGAAGAAGAAGUUUGAUUACUACAUCAACAAAAUUGGUGACUUGAAUGUAGAGGCCCGUUUGGUGUGA